This is a messenger RNA of Toxoplasma gondii ME49, 912 nucleotides long. RefSeq lists its product as hypothetical. Bases 6 to 827 code for a protein of 273 amino acids. The record is from RefSeq and is a predicted model, not a curated record. The transcript has a single exon. Lineage: Eukaryota; Apicomplexa; Conoidasida; Eucoccidiorida; Sarcocystidae.
ACUCCAUGGCAUCAGCUCCUCACACAUUUCAUUCUACUCGAGAUUUCGAUAUCGCACCCGAAGUGUUCUUGAAUCAUUUUCUGCAAUUGCUAACAAUGGCCUUCUUCAGCACCAGACGUGUAGUUGCAUUCGCCCUUUUCGUAGGCUUGUCAGCCAGUGUUGACGCGGCGCCGACUGUCGCAGAGGAUCUCAGCGUCGAUAGCUUUUUGGCCAAGGACGUAUCCGGGGAGGAAGGCUAUGUCGAUGCUAUCUCCCACGUCGACGCGGAAGACGAAGUGGGAGGCUGGGAUGACAAGGACAAGCACGAUGACAAGGACAAGCGCGAUCACAAGGACAAGCACGAUGACAAGCCCAAGCAUCAUCCCCCUCCGCCCAAAACAACUACCACUACGAGGCGGCCUACAACAACGACAACCCACAGACCCCCGUCGAAGCACCUUCCACCUCCUCCAGUGAAGCACAUUCCCGCUCCGCCAGCAAAGCACGUGCCAGCACCGCCAGCAAAACACAUUCCACCGCCACCAGCGAAAUAUUCACCGGCGCCGCCUGUCAAAGGAGCACCAGUUCCCGUCCCAGUUCCGAGCCCUGUGAUGACAAAAGCGAAAUUCAAGAAGCUCUUGCUGCUUCUGAUGCUCGGCUCGCAACGGUUCAAGAAGAUCAUGUCGGAUGAGGACCACAAUGGUGUGGCUGAGCUUAUUCGCGACUAUGAUUCGGGCAAGCUCGAAGAUCUGGAGCACGUGCUCUGGGAGUCUUACCAGGAGAGCGCUGGGACGGAAGAUGACUUCUCGGCUUUCAUUCGCCAGCUGCAAGAUGCCUCUUCGGCAUAGUGGAGGGCCCAGCCGUGUCGAGGCUUUCUGCGUUGAAUUUUCGGUAGUGCUGAACCGUGCUUGUGUGCCAAUGGUCAUUUGAAUG